This is a messenger RNA of Alternaria rosae, 2319 nucleotides long. RefSeq lists its product as uncharacterized. Lineage: Eukaryota; Fungi; Ascomycota; Dothideomycetes; Pleosporales; Pleosporaceae. Gene Ontology annotation, molecular function: adenosine deaminase activity. The transcript is spliced from 6 exons. Gene Ontology annotation, biological process: inosine biosynthetic process; adenosine catabolic process. The coding region runs from base 1 to 2319 and encodes 772 amino acids. The record is from RefSeq and is a predicted model, not a curated record.
AUGCCCACUGACGCCGAGUCCAAAACUUCGAGUGAGUCCCACAGAACCCGGCCGGGGUUGUUGGCAAAGUGUGGUAUUGUCAUUCCCACCUUCUUUGUACGUGACAGACACGGCUCUCCAGAGGACCCAAACCGGCCAGUUAUGACUGUAGCUGACUCACCAAAGAAGAGAAAAAGGGCCCUCAGCCCGCAACCUACUAGGAAGAUACCACUACAUACAGGAGAGCCGAAGACACUCAAAAUGUCUUCCCCAAACUCUAAAGAAGCAAAAGCAUUAUUCGAUGGUACACUCAACAAGAAGGAAAAGGACACGAACAUGUACGACAAAAAGAGAAGAGCCCUUAUUGACGCUGAGAAAGACACUGCGUGGGACCUAGCUGUAAGACCCAGGGGCUCCUCCAGGUCUCAGGAUGCCAAAACAGAGGAAAGGGCUGCUACCAUCAUCAGAGCGAUUCGGGAAUAUGAGCGGGUUGUUACCUUCGGCAAUCGACCGUCAGAAGCCCUGCCAUUAGAAGAAGAUCGCGACAUGGGUGGUCAAUAUCUUACCAACAAGGACCGCAUAGACAACGAAAGCAAGCUGUACCAGAUCGCCAAGAUGGUUCCGAAGGGCGCUCUAUUACAUCUUCACUUUAACGCCGAAUUGCAUCCUGAGUUACUUCUUGUACGAGCGCGCAAGAUGGAGAACAUGUUUAUCCGCAGUAUCAUACCAAUCACAAAGGAGGAGCAUCUAGGACAAACGGAAAUGGUUUUCAGUGUUGUCGAUCCAAAGACCGUGAAUCCAGAUGUCAAUAUCUUCUCAGAGUCAUAUCCUACAUUAGAAGGAUCGUUGGGAGUUAAACACCCUGACUAUCUAAAGACUGUCUGGAUGCCAUGGUCGAAAUUCAAGGAAGAAUUUGGAAGAAAGUUCCCGGGCUUAUACGAAGAUCAAGAGCCAGAGACAUUCCAAGCAGGAACCCCACAUCAAUCACAUCACUGCGGAGAGCGAAGGCCUGCCAAACUAGAGCCCGCUGAGAACUGGCUUAGGUCGAAGAUGGUGCUCAGCCAUGACGAAGCCUAUGGACCUACGCAGACGGUCAAUGGAGUAUGGGCCCGGUUCAAUCAAGCUACCAGGGCUUUCAAGGGCUUACUAAACUAUGAGAGCGUCUACAAAGAAUACAUAAGUGAUGCCAUUGACCGCAUGAUUGAAGAGAAGGUCAUGUACGCUGAGCUUCGACCGAUGCUUCUGGACAAGGAAAUUCCUGCCGACAGCGGCAUUUGGGAAGAACGCAUCGAGAACGCUGGACAGAUGCAACUCAUUGUAAAUGGAGUGGAGAAGAAACUGCAAGAGCUUCGGAAGAAAGGAAACAUUGACAAGUUUCCCUUCGGACUCAAGAUCAUAUACUGUACGCCACGAUCAAUACCUCCGGCAUUGAUGCAGAAGGAGAUGAGGCAUUGCAUUGAUCUCAAGUUGCAGUUUCCGAACCUGAUCUGUGGUUUCGAUCUUGUAGGCGCCGAAGACCGGCCUAACCACAUUGGGUUUUAUAAGAAAGAGCUCGAUGCGUUCCGGGAAACAUGCGAGAAACUGGACCUAGACAUACCUUUCAUGUUCCAUGCCGGUGAGACGCUGCUUGACACUGGUGGCUCUUCCGAUCCAGAGAACUCCAACCUCUAUGACGCAGUGGUAUUGAAGUCGAAGCGCAUCGGCCACGGCUUCGCGCUCAUGAAACACCCCCAUCUCGUCGAGAAGUUCAAGAAGACGAAGACCAGCGACGGUAUAUGCAUUGAGCUUUGCCCCAUUUCGAACGAGCUUCUGCAUCUUUGCAGAAAUGUGAAAGAACACCCAUACCCAGAACUACUGGCUGCAGGUAUACCUUGUACGGUCAACUCGGACAACCCGUCACUCUUCAGCAACUCGAUGUCACAUGAAUUCUACCAGAUCAUGGUCGGCGAUCCUACCAUGUCGCUCUACAGCUGGAAGCAACUCGCAAAAUGGAGCCUUGACUACAGUUGCCUCUCCGUUACAGAGAAGAAAGAAGGACAUGAAAUUCUUAAUAAGAGCUGGAGAGAGUUCUGCCGGACUGUGGUUCGAGACUAUGGUCCUCUAAUGGAAGAUGAAUCUUCCGUCAACAUCGACCCCUACAGGGCCGAGGCAUCAUAUUCUAAACGCGAUAGGAUCCAUCCGAUUAUCGAGAAGGCGAUCGCAGACAAGAAGACUGAAGACAAGAAGAAUCCAAACAACAAGGAUUUAGACCUGGCCGAGAUAGGCAGAGAGAAAGCAAAGCAGUGGAACGAGUCUUUGGCCGAAGGCAACAUCCUGAAGCGAAAAUCUUCUUCACAUUGA